AUGGGUUCCACCAAGCCACUCCGGCUGAUCCAGCACAAGAAGGAGGCCCUCUGGUUCUACAGCUUCAUCUCCUUCGGCUACGACCAUGUGUUCAACCCGGGCCAGUACACCGAGGACAUGCGCGACAUCUCCCUGGAGCAUGCCCGCCUCCAUAGCCGGGCCCUCAAGGUGGUCGACGUCGGUGGUGGCACUGGCUUCACCACGCUCGGCGUCGUCCGGUAUGUCGACCCCGAGAACGUGACGCUGCUCGACCAGUCGCCGCACCAACUCGACAAGGCCAGAAGGAAGAAGGCCCUCAGGGGCAUCAAGAUCAUGGAGGGUGACGCCGAGGACCUCCCCUUCCCCACAGACACCUUCGACCGAUACGUCUCCGCUGGCAGCAUUGAGUAUUGGCCUGAUCCGCAGCGGGGGAUCAGGGAGGCCUACAGGGUCCUGAGCGCCGACGGCGUGGCUUGUAUGAUAGGCCCCGUGCGCCCGACGUUCUGGCUAUCCCGCUUCUUCGCUGACAUGUGGAUGCUCUUCCCCACGGAGGAAGAGUACAUCGAGUGGUUUGAGAGGGCCGGCUUCAAGGAUGUCGAGCUCACCAGAAUCGGGCCAAGGUGGUACCGCGGUGCCCGUAGGCAUGGCCUGGUCAUUGGGUGCUGUGUCACAGGCAUCAAGACACAAAACGGGGAUUCCCCCUUGCGGCUUGGUCCAAAGGCUGAGGAUGUCAGCAAGCCACAUGUGAACCCCAUCUUCGUCUUCUUUCGGUUCCUCAUUGGGACAAUAUGCGCCACAUACUUCUUCCUAGUGCCUAUUUACAUGUGGAUCAAGGACAAGAUUGUGCCCCAAGGCAGGCCUAUCUAA
Molecule: messenger RNA, 846 nt
Organism: Triticum turgidum subsp. durum (durum wheat)
Lineage: Eukaryota; Viridiplantae; Streptophyta; Magnoliopsida; Poales; Poaceae
Source: the annotation of a GenBank genome assembly